Molecule: messenger RNA, 1032 nt
Organism: Penicillium brevicompactum
Lineage: Eukaryota; Fungi; Ascomycota; Eurotiomycetes; Eurotiales; Aspergillaceae
Product: lipid-binding SYLF domain-containing protein
Exons: 3
Coding region: 1-1032 (343 amino acids)
Biological process (GO): actin cortical patch localization; actin filament bundle assembly
Cellular component (GO): actin cortical patch
Molecular function (GO): actin filament binding; phosphatidylinositol binding
Source: RefSeq, a predicted model, not a curated record
AUGUCGAAAGAAAGGAAAUUUGGUCGUGGAAGGUCGAUACAUAACCCAUUCCCAGCAUCGUUGGCUAGCGAAUGCGAGAAGGCUAGUCAAAUUCUAGAAUCUUUUAUAACCCCUCGUUUUGUUGGAAUAGACGUGGGCAUCCCCCGGAAGAUCCUUACUCGGGCAAAGGGCCUGGUCAUAAUUACCUCUUUCCGGGCAGGUUUUCUUGGUUCCGGUCGCCUGGGGUCCGGCUUGAUCACUGCCCGACUCCCCGAUGGCACCUGGUCUAGUCCAUCUGCGCUGGUCACCGGAGGCGGCGGAUUUGGUGGGCUCAUUGGCUUUGAGCUAACCGACUUCGUGUUUGUCUUGACGAGCACUGAGGCAGUCAAGUCUUUUACGAGAGCUGGAUCGAUCACGCUGGGUGGCAAUGUAUCGUUGGCUGCCGGACCUGUUGGACGUAGUGCCGAAGCAGCUGGCACUAUCAACAAAAAGGGUGUCGCGGGGAUGCUCUCGUAUGCCAAAACCCGGGGCAUUUACUGCGGUGUCUCACUCGAAGGAUCGAUGUUGUUAGAACGGUCUAGUGCCAAUGAGAAGAUGUAUGGACGCAAAGUGACUGCGAAGGAGUUGCUGCAUGGAGACAUUUCUCCGCCCCCUGAAGCUGCGUCGCUCAUGCAAAUACUAAGCUCACCAUCCAUUACGCCCGAUCCCUCGGUCGCUUCACCCAACGGACCCUUUGCGCCGCCGACCGCACGUCAUGUUGGCCAGGAAGGAGCACAGCUACCACCCCAGCGGCCGGACGAGGCACCGCGAGGGAUUUCUGAGCUUACUGCUCCAGUCUCUAAUCAGCGGGUUGAAUUGGACACUGGCGCUCCGCAUGAGGUUUUUGAGCUACCAGCUGGCGCACAGAAUGAAACGUCACAUGAGCUUGAUUCUGCGGUCUCUCCUUCAUCACAAUAUCUGUCACAGCCUGCUGGCGAAGGGUCGCCGCGGGUGGUAUCGCCGCUAUCUCUCUCGGAGCCGCCGAUCAACAAACAAGCGACUAUGGCACCUUGA